AUCAUAUGAGUGCCAGGAAUAGGGUCACUUGGAACACCAUGAUUGAUGGGUACAUUAGAAAUGCCAUGUUUGAGGAAGCAAUUGAGCUGUUCGAUGAAAUGCCUGAAAGGAACGUUGUUUCUUGGACUGCGAUGAUAGGUGGGUUUGCGAAGCACGGCCGUUUCCAAGAGGCUCUAGAGUGGUUUCAGGAUAUGCUAUCAUCUGGAGUGGAACCUGAUUAUGUGACCCUGAUACCCGCACUUUCUGCUUGUGCUAACUUGGGGAGUCUCAGUUUAGGCCUAUGGCUUCACCGCUUCAGUUUGCAGCACAAGUUGAUUGAUAAUAUCCGAGUGAACAAUACAUUGAUAGACAUGUACUGUAGGUGCGGUUGUGUUGAUUUGGCACUUCAAGUUUUCGAGCGAAUGCCCGAGAGAAGCUUAGUUUCAUGGAACUCAAUCAUUGUUGGCUUGGCAGUGAAUGGUAACGCAGAUGAAGCACUUGAACAUUUCAAUAUGAUGCAAAAGGAAGGGUUCCAACCAGAUGGAGUGAGCUAUACCGGAGCUCUGACAGCCUGCAGCCAUGCCGGUUUAGUGAAAGACGGACUGACAUUAUUCAAAACAAUGAAGGAAGUGCAUGGAAUUCCACCAACAAUUGAGCACUAUGGGUGCGUUGUUGAUCUUUAUAGCCGUUCCGGGAGAUUAGAGGAUGCAUUAAGCGUGGUAAAGAAAAUGCCAGUGAAGGCAAACAAAGUGGUAUUAGGAUCCAUGAUGGCAGCCUGCAGGGCACAUGGGGAUGUCAGGUUGGCUGAAGAAUUGAUGAGUUACAUGUAUGAGUUGGAUAAGGGUGGAGAUUCAGACCAUGUCCUGCUUUCUAACAUAUAUGCCGCAUUUGGGAGUUGGAGAGGAGCAAGCAACGUGAGGAGGAGAAUGAAGGAGCUUGGAAUACAAAAAAGACCAGGAACCAGCUCUAUUGAGGUCAGUGGUGAAAUCUACGAGUUCAUGGCUGGUGAUAGAUCACAUGAGGAUGCAGAAUUGAUAUAUGCUAUGCUGAAUAUUUUGUCUCAUGAACUGCAGAUAUUUGGCACCUUUCCAGAUUAGGUUGUUACUCGUAGGGGAUCAUCUUGAAUUCUUGAUUGCCGGAAUAGUUUUUCCCUAAAUAUUUUUAAUUUAAGACGUUUUAGUGUGUAAAUUAAAUGAUACGGAGUAGAAAACAAGCUGUUUGUGUUUGGGGAGCUUUUGCACAAUUUGUUCAGAUUGUAGUUCAAAUAGAUAAAAUGAGGUGAU
Messenger RNA from Cuscuta epithymum, 1262 nucleotides. The record is from the annotation of a GenBank genome assembly. Lineage: Eukaryota; Viridiplantae; Streptophyta; Magnoliopsida; Solanales; Convolvulaceae.